Molecule: messenger RNA, 855 nt
Organism: Rodentolepis nana
Lineage: Eukaryota; Metazoa; Platyhelminthes; Cestoda; Cyclophyllidea; Hymenolepididae
Source: the annotation of a GenBank genome assembly
AUGGGUAACACAUUGAUUCAUUCUGGUGAGACCGAAAGUGGUGAUAAUUCAGAUCUGACCGAAAUCAACUCUCUCAAAGUACAAUUAGCCAAUCUCAAAUUGGAAAAAAUUGAUCUCGAGGAAAAGGUAACUAAUCGCGCAAUGUUUACAAAUACUCGUAGUAAACAAUUCAACUCUCAUGUUGUGGUGCUUUUUCUUCUCUUCCUUCAGUCCAAAAAUCAGGAAUCUCUGGAGCACUUGGUACUGGACCUUGAAAAGGAAAUCAGCUUCCUCAAAGACCAACUUGAGGAUCAACAACUCUCGACAAUGGAAAAGCUAAAAUCGCAAGACGAGUCCUCUCGAAACGAAAUUCAGUCUUUGAAAGCGGACAUUGAAAAGUCCAAUGCCGUUAUCAAAAAACUCGAAGCUGAAAAUACUGAUCUCAGAAAGAAGAUACAGUAUAUGAAUAGUACCGAGGAGACUCUCAGAAGUGAAGUGGAUUCCUUAAAAUCGAAUUUGGAAAACUCAAACACUACUGCGGAUAAGCUAAAGAUUGAAAAUUCCAAUCUUUUAAGUCGGAUUGGAGCGCUUUCAUCGGAAGUUGAGGCGAAAAAGCAGCAGAUCGAAAACUUCAAACAUUCUCUCGCAGAUGCCCAAAAUGCAAUCAACCAGAAAGACUUAAGUUUAGAGACCUUAGACAGCGAAUUGAAGAAGUGCCUAAGUGACUUUGAGAUCAAAUCGAAACAUUGCGAUCAACUGAGGCAGCAGAUCGAGUCCCUCAAUGCGACCAUUGCCCAACUCACCGAAAAAGUAUGGAGUGGUGUGCAAACUCUCAAUGUGUCCGGUCACACUAAGUUGCCCUUUGUGAAACAGUGA